Messenger RNA from Pseudomyrmex gracilis, 1707 nucleotides. RefSeq names its product fatty acid hydroxylase domain-containing protein 2. Gene Ontology annotation, molecular function: C-4 methylsterol oxidase activity; iron ion binding. The transcript has 7 exons. The coding region runs from base 412 to 1446 and encodes 344 amino acids. Lineage: Eukaryota; Metazoa; Arthropoda; Insecta; Hymenoptera; Formicidae. Gene Ontology annotation, biological process: sterol biosynthetic process. The record is from RefSeq and is a predicted model, not a curated record.
AUGUUGUUACUUCGAUAACUGGUCGAGGAUGAAGAAUGCCUCGAAGAUACUAUUGUAUCAUCAACCGAAAAUACCGAUACAGAUGACGAGAACAAGGCUUCGAUGCUAUCGAAUUAUCCUGGACAUCCCUGCUUCUCGCACAAAGCGUAAACAAAGGAAAUUUGUAGACGCCGGGGGCAACGGGCACGGACGCGUCAUCCGCGGACCUUCGCCGACUAGUCGCGAAACGACGCUAGUCAGUACGACUCGUUUGACAGCACGAGAUACCAGCGAAGUAGUCCGAAGCGGUGAAUGAUCUCUCGUACACAAGCUACAUUCGAUCCCGGACCUGUCGGUGGUUCCACGUUCGCGGCGCGAUCCGUUUCACGACAGAGAAACCAGUUGCGCGUUUAAGAGACAACAUACGAAAUCAUGUUCUGGCUGCAACGAGCCCCCCGCAAAAAAGCGAAAACAACCUCCGCUAUCAGCGAUGUCUCGAAGAAUCAAACUCCACCGACGCUUCUCUCGAGUUUGAGAAGUGUUCUUUUCGUUAUCGGAACUGUAGUGAUAGGAUUUGCCGCCUUCUGUAAUUCUCUGACAUGGCAUUUACAAAGAUUUUGGGGUGCAUCCGGCGACUUCUGGCAAGCGCAAUGGGAUAAAAUUUUAGAUAAAUUUGGUGACAAUCCCGUUACGCUAUGGGUUUACGGAUCCUUGACGCUGACGAUAAUUGUUUACUGGCUGGUCGGCGGAAUUUACACCAUCCUAGAUAUCACGAAUCGGCCGGCAGCGUUGCGCAGAUACAAAAUACAACCCGGCACGAACGAGCCGGUCGACAAUCGGAAGUUAUGCAAAGUGAUCGCUCAAGUACUGUUCAAUCAGAUCGUCGUCGGCUUUCCUAUUAUGUAUCUCGGUUAUUACUUCAUGGAAUGGCGUGGUUAUUCCCCGGUGCGCAAGCUGCCGACCUUCCAUUGGGUGCUUGCCGAGAUCGCGAUUCACAUAUUGUGUGAAGAGAUUGGUUUUUAUUAUUCGCACAGAUUUCUUCACAAAGGCUCUUUGUAUAAAUAUAUACAUAAGCAACAUCACGAAUGGACUGCACCCAUAGCCGUCACCGCGUUAUAUUGUCAUCCUUUGGAGCAUAUUGGUUCAAAUCUACUUCCGCCCUUCUUAGGUGUUUUCAUCAUGGGCUCUCACGUAGCCACCGCCUGGAUAUGGUUUUCGCUCGCGAUUCUCUCGACAUUGAACGCACAUUCCGGAUAUCAUCUGCCGUUCUUCCCAUCGCCGGAGGCUCAUGAUUUUCAUCAUCUAAAGUUUAAUCAGUGCUACGGUGUACUCGGAGUUCUGGAUCGUAUCCACGGUACUGACACACAGUUCCGCAGCUCGCGAAACUAUGCGCGUCACGUCAUGAUGCUCAGCCUUGUGCCGCCCAGAGAAGCCUUCCCGGACGAAGCGAAAUACAAGUCGAAAUAGAAGGACCUCUUGUACGAAAGUUUUUGAGAUGAUGCCGAUUCUACCGAUCCGAGAAGUUAUGGCACAUAUCUUAAAGAACUUCUUGAAUGAAUGGCGACUGAACCCGGUGUCUGCGUCUGGACUUCGUUCAACAUGAUUCACUGUGCUUGGAUGAUUCAUCUUGGCAAAUUUAUCCAAAAACAUGUUGGUGAGCUACAUCUUUUAAAAGAGACAGCGUUUGAAAGACACAAGUUCUGGAAAUUUACCUUUUACAAAUUUAUC